AUUAGUGCGACAAGCGUCCUCGGGCAAUUAUAUUGCUAAUACUACGAAGGUUAGAAAAAGACAGUCAAUUACUGAUCGAAAAAAGGUCGAGCGCGUUGUCGUGUGAUGUGUGCGUGCGCGUAGCGCCUGAUGCGGCGUCGUGUCAAUUAGGCUUCUGGCGAAAAGAUUGUAUAUAUUUACAUACCGGACUCAUCUCGUUCGCAGCCGCGUCGUGCGUAUAAGUUUUUAUUGCUUUGAUACAGGUCCCUGUAUACCCGAGUAUAACCUCCCCAGGAACGAUCUGGCAGACUAGUAUAAAGUUAGUUGUGAUUCUAAGGGGGAGAACGAAGCGACCGGCCGACGGUGGAGACUUUCGUGAUCAUGAUGUUGGACUUGUGACUGGAGUCGCUUCCUUUCUUUUCUUUUAUUUAAGACUUGAUAGGGACUACAAAAGAAUAAGUAUAGAAUAUUAAAAACUAAUUUGAACUUGAAAGCAAAACAUGAUUUAUCCAGGGAGAUCGCGAUUAGUAUCCAAUUGAAGCUAAACAUGGGCCAAUUUAGAGCGUUAUCAAAAAUUUUUGAAAUAUAGUCAACAACUUCAAGGCAUCUAAAUCAUAGGCCUGCAAUUCGUGUGUAGAUAGAGGCUUAUCCAUUAAAACUAGUCAAUCAUAAGUAAUAGUCAAGAUGUGGACGUCUCAGGUUAAUAAUUUGACCAGCGGUAGCAGAGAGCAGUCAAAUAACCAAAAUCUAAGAACUUUAGGUAUGACUUCAGCUAUCAGUAUGGCUGAGCCAAAGCUCAGCGAUCUCAGUAGAACAAAUGAACUUAAGGAAGCUCUCAAGCCAUAUAAUGUUUUUGAGUCAGAAGAAGAACUUAAUCACAGAAUGGAAAUAUUGAGCAAAUUGAACGCGUUAGUAAAGCAGUGGAUUCGUGAUACAAGUAUUGCAAGAAAUAUGCCCCCUAAUGUAGCAGAUCAAGUUGGAGGUAAAAUCUAUACAUUUGGAUCUUAUAGACUAGGAGUGCAUCAUAAAGGAGCAGAUAUAGAUGCCUUGUGUGUUGUUCCAAGACACAUAAAUAGAUCAGACUAUUUCUCAUCAUUUUUUGAUUUGUUAAAAUCACAAAUGGAAGUAACAGAUUUGAGAGCUGUAGAAGAAGCAUAUGUACCUGUUAUUAAAAUGAACUUUGAUGGUAUUGAGAUUGAUAUGCUCUUUGCCAAAUUGGCACUCAAAGAAGUUCCUGAUUCAAUGGAUCUUAGGGAUGAUAUGUUAUUGAAAAAUUUGGAUCAAAAGUGUGUCAGAAGUCUGAAUGGUUGUCGAGUGACUGAUGAAAUACUGCGUUUAGUACCUAAUAUAGAAAACUUUAGGUUGGCUUUGAGAGCCAUCAAAUUAUGGGCAAAAAAAAACGGAAUUUACAGCAACGUUUUAGGUUACUUGGGUGGUGUAUCAUGGGCAAUGUUAGUUGCAAGAACGUGUCAGUUGUAUCCAAAUGCUGUGGCAGCAACAUUGAUAGAAAAGUUUUUCCUUGUUUUUUCACAAUGGAAGUGGCCUCAACCAGUAUUGCUCAAGUCUCCUGAAAAUGUUAAUUUGGGCUUCCAAGUUUGGGAUCCUCGGGUGACCAUGUCAGACAGGUAUCAUCUUAUGCCAAUCAUCACACCUGCAUACCCUCAACAAAAUUCGACUUUUAAUGUAUCCAUUUCUACAAGGACAAUAAUGCAGGAGGCAUUUGAGACUGGCUUGGCUAUCACAGAAGAGAUAAUCAUGGGUAAAGCUUCGUGGGACAAACUUUUUGAACCGCCAAAUUUCUUUGGCAAAUAUAGACAUUAUAUCGUAUUGUUGGCAAGUAGUUCAACUGCAGAGGAUCAACUAGAAUGGUGUGGUCUUGUUGAAUCGAAAAUACGACAUCUAAUAGGUACACUUGAGAGAAAUCCAAACAUUACAUUAGCCCACAUUAAUCCAGAAUCUUUUCCACCACUAAAGCCUGAAGCAGGCAAACACGUUUCUAUGUGGUUUAUUGGCUUGACAUUUAAAAAAGGAGAGAAUUUGAAUAUUGAUCUUACUAUGGACAUCAAGUCUUUUGUUGAAACAACUGAGAGACAAGCAGAACAAAUUAAAUUAUUUAAAAAUGGUAUGACCAUAGAAGCUAAGCAUGUAAAAAGAAAGGAUUUGUCAAAUUAUAUCGCUGCAAAUCAGAUCAAAAGAGAAAGAAAAACAUCAAGCAGUACUCAGCGCAAUGGAAAUUCCAGCGGUAAUGGAGGAGUUUCUCCAAGGAAUCAAGGUGAUCAGACACUUAGGAAAAGGAAGUCAGAUCAGAGCCUUGAAAGUAAUGAUAAAAAACGUAAAAUACAAGAUAGUGAGCAGCAGCAUCAACAUCCACAGUCUACCACACAACAGAAGGAAGAUGGUACAUUGGUGGUCCAAUCAUGUGGAGACGAUAGCAACUCAGGAUUCAGUUUAGAGGAGUAUAAGCCGAAUUUAACACCUGCCAAGGACGACACAGUGAGCUCCACUACUUCGGCACCCAGUAGUAAACCCACACCAGCUACAUCGGCAGUGGCUCAGGAGGGUUUUGUGUGCACCUGACCUGGCUUGUGAUUAGUCAGAGCAACCACCAGCUCGACGGCACUUGAGCACCAUCUAAAACGCCAAGACUUGUUGCACUAUCACUCACUGCCCACUGCGUAAGUCCGUCAUCAUAAACAAAACAAAUACAUAAUUACAGCGAAUAGAUAAUGAAGAAUUUGACAUGGAGGCUAGAGACAACGAGGGAAUACUGACUACAGGCGAGCAAGCUUUUUAAAUAUGAUGAUGUAUAUUCAGUAGAAAGUGUGCCACCAAGAAUACAAGUGACUGAUUGGUCACACACACCUAUUUAAGGUUUUGAAUUCGGCUUUUGCCAGUGCCGAUGGGCUAACUGGAAGUUUUAUUUAUUUAUUUAUUAUUUUUUUUUUUAUCAUUUAAUCAAUUGUGAUAAAAUGCUCUAGAAAAAUCCAUACUUUUUUAUGUCACUGAAGGAAGGGCCCUUCUGUACUUUUUGAGAAGAAUUCCUUCAUUGAAGUAAUUAAAGUGAUUUAGACAGUAAAACUGGUUUUAUUAAACAUUAACAUUGCUAUAUAUUUGUAAUAGGGUUAACUUGUAUAAUAACUAUUCCUUUGGUUAAAUUAAAAUGAUUCUUCUUUAUAAAAAAGAUGCAAGUUUGUGACAAAGAUGAAUUCAAAUUUAUUUAAUCUUUGCUUUGUUAAUUUUGCUGGAAAUGAUUUCACGAUACUAUAAAAUAAAAUAGCAAAAAUGCUGCCUUAUAAUUAAAAUGUAUCAUAUUUCGAUAUAUUGAAUUCUUCUCAAAUAGCAAGGAAAAUAAAAAGUCCUGUGAUAAUCAUAUACUUUUUGUGUAGAAAAGUGUAGGAUCUUUGCUUAAUCGUCUUGAUUUAAGUCAAAUGUGGCAAUUUGACAACUUAUAAAAAAUACGGUAAUGAUAAAAUCAAUGACUGACUAACUUGGUGGUACACCCAUAUUAUUAAUGCACGUGGCAAAUGACAAAGCAGUUUCCAUCGACUCUGGCAAAUUUGAGGGCGUGAAUAACGUACAUAGAUUAUACGUUAGAACCACACCUAAACAUAUAAAUAAUAGUAUACUAUAUUUGUAAGUGCAGAUGAUAAGAGUGUGAACAAGUGAUUAUAUAGUGAUGAAAGAGCUGUAUCUGUAAGUGGAACACCAUUAACAUGUAUACAUAUGCUGUUUAUGUAGUUUAUUUUUCUUUGCUUAUAUUUUCUUACAAUAAUCAAAUAUUUCGAUAGAAUUUUUUUGAAGUCGAUGUAUCGAAUAACUAAAAAAGUGAAGGGAGAGGGUGUGUGUAUGUGUGUGUGCGAAUGUGAGAGGAAGAAUUAAAAGCAGGAAUAUACUCAAGAAAAGUGUAAAAACGACCAAAACAAGGGUUUUCCAUCAUAACUACAAGAGUCUCAAUCAGCCUGUUACUUUCAUAAAUGUGUUUGUGCGUAGUGUAUCUAGUGCGUCAACAAUUUUUUUAAAUUUAUCGUCAAAAUUCUGGAGCUAGUGGGUAUGCGGCAAUGCCUCACAGAUGUACAUCGUGCUUGGAUUACCCUCUUUAGAUAAGAGUAUCAAAUACACUUGCAUAGUAAAUCAACUUCAAAAUAUUUUAUUGAACAUUCAAUGAGUUAUACAAUAUGAAUUAAUUAUUGUUUUAUCAUGUGUCAUUUUUUGUAAUAAAUCUAGUAAACUAUAAGGCUUGAAAUUAUUUUAAAAUACAUCGACUGAUGUUUUUCUCAAAUUAUAGCAUAUACAAAAUAAAGAGAAAGCAGAAUAUAAAAUCAUUAAUGAAUGUUAUUUAUAUUUAGAAUGCAAGGUAGCCUAGUUUUUAAUUUUCUUCACUUUUCAUUACUUGUGUAUAUUUUUUCUUGUGUGUGUGCAUGUAUAUAUAUAUAUAUAUAUAUAUAUAUAUAUAUAUAUAUAUAUAAACAAGGGUGUCUGCGCCAUUGGAUUUCCCUAACAAAUGCGUUGGGGGAAAAAACGAGGCGAUUAUUUACUGCAGGUAUGUAUUUGGCUGGGAAGUUACCUUGUCACUCCUGUCAGCCGUUUAUCUAUGAAAAAUUGUUAAAAAUUGUAAAAAUUUUCCCCACUUGAGCAAAAUAACCUCUGUACUCAUAAAUAAAAAAUGCUAGUAUUGAUUCAUUUA
Molecule: messenger RNA, 4663 nt
Organism: Nasonia vitripennis (jewel wasp)
Lineage: Eukaryota; Metazoa; Arthropoda; Insecta; Hymenoptera; Pteromalidae
Gene: hrg
Product: poly(A) polymerase type 3
Exons: 12
Coding region: 664-2556 (630 amino acids)
Cellular component (GO): nucleus
Molecular function (GO): RNA binding; poly(A) RNA polymerase activity
Source: RefSeq, a predicted model, not a curated record